This is a messenger RNA of Hyphopichia burtonii NRRL Y-1933, 1152 nucleotides long. It is a transcript of the gene SAM2, whose product is annotated as methionine adenosyltransferase. Gene Ontology annotation, biological process: S-adenosylmethionine biosynthetic process. The record is from RefSeq and is a predicted model, not a curated record. Gene Ontology annotation, molecular function: ATP binding; methionine adenosyltransferase activity. The transcript has a single exon. NCBI's taxonomy places the organism in Eukaryota, Fungi, Ascomycota, Pichiomycetes, Serinales, Debaryomycetaceae. The coding region runs from base 1 to 1152 and encodes 383 amino acids. Gene Ontology annotation, cellular component: cytosol.
AUGGCUGCUGAAAAAUUUCUCUUUACUUCUGAAUCUGUUGGUGAAGGUCACCCAGAUAAAAUUUGUGAUCAAGUUUCUGAUGCUAUUCUUGAUGCUUGUCUUGCAGUUGAUCCAUUAUCCAAGGUUGCUUGUGAAACUGCUGCUAAAACCGGUAUGAUUAUGGUUUUUGGUGAAAUUACUACCAAAGCUCAAUUAGAUUACCAAAAAAUCAUUAGAGAUACCAUUAAACACAUUGGAUAUGAUUCAUCUGAAAAAGGAUUUGAUUAUCAAACUUGUAAUGUUUUAGUUGCUAUUGAACAACAAUCCACUGAUAUUGCUCAAGGUUUACAUUAUGAAAAAGCUUUAGAAGAAUUAGGUGCUGGUGAUCAAGGUAUUAUGUUUGGUUAUGCUACUGAUGAAACUGAUGAAAAAUUACCAUUAACUAUUUUAUUAUCUCAUAAAUUAAACGCAGCUUUAGCUGAUGCCAGAAGAAAUGGAUCUUUACCAUGGUUAAGACCAGAUACCAAGACUCAAGUUACUGUUGAAUAUGAAAAAGAUGGUGGUGCAGUUAAACCAUUGAGAGUUGAUACCAUUGUUAUUUCAACUCAACACGCCGAUGAAAUUUCAACUGAAGAUUUAAAAUCAGAAAUUCAUGAACAUAUCAUUAAAAAAGUUAUUCCUGCUCAUUUAUUAGAUGAUAAAACCGUUUACCAUAUCCAACCAUCCGGUAGAUUCGUUAUCGGUGGUCCUCAAGGUGAUGCUGGUUUAACUGGUAGAAAAAUCAUUGUUGAUACUUAUGGUGGUUGGGGUGCUCACGGUGGUGGUGCUUUCUCCGGUAAAGAUUUCUCUAAAGUCGAUAGAUCUGCUGCUUAUGCCGCUAGAUGGGUUGCUAAAUCUUUAGUUAACGCUGGUUUAGCUAGAAGAGCUUUGGUUCAAUUCUCUUAUGCCAUUGGUGUUGCUGAACCAUUAAGUAUUCAUGUUGAUACUUAUGGUACUUCUUCCAAAUCUUCUGAAGAAUUGGUUGCCAUUAUCAGAAAGAAUUUCGAUUUAAGACCGGGUGUCAUUGUUAAAGAAUUAGAUUUAGCCAGACCAAUCUAUUUCAAAACCGCUUCUUAUGGUCAUUUCACUAACCAAGAAAACCCAUGGGAACAACCAAAAAAAUUGAAAUACUAA